Molecule: messenger RNA, 741 nt
Organism: Pollicipes pollicipes
Lineage: Eukaryota; Metazoa; Arthropoda; Thecostraca; Pollicipedomorpha; Pollicipedidae
Product: lutropin-choriogonadotropic hormone receptor-like
Exons: 3
Coding region: 1-741 (246 amino acids)
Biological process (GO): activation of adenylate cyclase activity; adenylate cyclase-activating G protein-coupled receptor signaling pathway; hormone-mediated signaling pathway
Cellular component (GO): plasma membrane
Molecular function (GO): G protein-coupled peptide receptor activity; protein-hormone receptor activity
Source: RefSeq, a predicted model, not a curated record
AUGUCCAUGGAGAAGCUGAACACGGACUUGGCCAUAUGCCUGCCGAUGGCGCGGGACGCGACUGACAGGGCCGGCAUCGCAUUCCUGCUGCUGCUGCUGCUCGGCAACGGGGCAGCCUUCCUGCUCAUCUCCUGGUUCUACCUGAGGAUGUACUGCAGCAUUUCACACGUGGAGAGGGGCCUGGUGCGGCCUAACGACCUGAAGGUGGCGAAGCGGAUGGCGCUGCUCGUCUUCACCGACUUCGCGUGCUGGGCGCCGAUCGCGUUCUUCGGCGUCACGGCCAUCAUGGGCGUGCCACUCAUCAGCGUCACCAACUCCAAGAUCCUGCUGGUCUUUUUCUACCCGCUGAACGCGUGCGCCAAUCCUUACCUGUACGCCAUCUUCACCAAGCAGUUCCGGCAGGAGCUGCUGCGGCUACUGGGGCGCCGUUCGCUGUGUCGGCCACCGGUGUCACGCGGCAGCGGCGGUCGCGCCACGCGCUCGCGCCACCUGCUGCCUCAGCUGUCGGACGGCUCGCGCAGCGGGCUGACGCAGCCGCGCAGCGCCAACACGCUGCUCGAGAUGUCGUCCAUCCGCGGUGGUCGCAAGUCGUCGCAGGACUCGGCGGUCGAGAGCCACCUGCCGGCGGCGGCGGUCGAGCAGCCGGCGCUCAGCCCCGUGCUCGAGUGCUCGCGCACGUCGGACCCCGGCAGUGUGGCGCCGCCGGGCCACGCGCCGCGGCCGGACGGCGGCGCACAGUAG